This is a messenger RNA of Hibiscus syriacus, 1599 nucleotides long. RefSeq names its product berberine bridge enzyme-like 17. Lineage: Eukaryota; Viridiplantae; Streptophyta; Magnoliopsida; Malvales; Malvaceae. The transcript has a single exon. Gene Ontology annotation, molecular function: oxidoreductase activity; FAD binding. The coding region runs from base 1 to 1599 and encodes 532 amino acids. The record is from RefSeq and is a predicted model, not a curated record.
AUGAAUUAUCAAUACUCUCCAAUAUUCCCAUUACUUACAUUAGCGUUAUUACUACUAUCAUCACCUCCAUGUCGUGCAACAUCACACUCUUCUUCUUCCGUCAACAAUUUUCUCCAAUGCAUUGCCAGCAAAUCCGCAUUGUUGCUCGAAUCAGUUUACACCCCUUCUAAUCCCUCUUUUGAUCUCGUUCUCCGAGCAUUAAUCCGAAACCGUCGGUUCUUGACGCCUCAGACGCCGAAACCGGUUGCGAUUGUGGCUCCUACUCGUGUCUCCCAUGUCCAAGCUACCGUUGUUUGUGCGAGGGAUACCGGCGUGCAGAUCAGGAUCCGAAGCGGCGGCCAUGAUUACGAGGGCCUAUCGUAUAGAUCAAAUGUCACGUUCGUCAUUCUUGACAUGUUCAAUCUUCGAUCGAUUAAAGUUGUUGUUGAUAAGGAGUUUGCCUAUGUUCAAGCCGGUGCGACACUCGGUGAACUUUACUAUAAAAUUGCUAAUCAAAGCAAUGUCCAUGCCUUCCCUGCUGGAGUCUGCACUGGUCUUGGCACUGGUGGUCAUUUCAGCGGCGGUGGAUACGGUAACUUGAUUAGGAAAUACGGGCUCUCGGUCGAUAACAUUGUUGAUGCUCUAGUUGUUGAUGUCAAGGGAAAGAUCCUCAACCGGGCAUUGAUGGGUGAGGAUCUUUUCUGGGCCAUUAGAGGAGGUGGUGGAGCAAGCUUUGGCGUCAUUGUCGCAUGGAAGAUCAAGCUGGUUCGUGUUCCAGCAAAAGUGACGGUAUUCAACGUGCCAUUCACAUUAGAACAAGGCGCCACCGAUGUCGCCUUCAAGUGGCAACAAGUUGCACCGAAACUGCCUGAUGAUCUCUUCAUAAGACUACAACCAACUGUUGUAAACGGGACUAUAGUUGUUAAGUUCAUCGGUAUGUUCCUAGGAGAAUCCAAUCGACUUGUUCCACUGGUGAAUCGAAGCUUCCCCGAGUUGAAUCUUAUGAAAUCAGAUUGUAAAGAAAUGAGUUGGCUCGAAUCGAUUCUUUACUGGGACAAUUUCCCUCCUGGAACACCGGUCGAAGCUCUACUCAAUAGGACACAAGGGGCGCGAGGCUAUUCGAAGAACAAAUCGGAUUACAUCAAGACUUUGAUUCCGAAAUCGGGUUUGGAAACCAUAUGGAAGUUGUUAAUCGAGUUGGCGAAUACUACGACCGCGAACGUGAUAAUGCAAUGGAAUCCAUACGGAGGAAAAAUGAGUGAAAUCCCGGCAUCAAGCACUCCGUUUCCCCAUAGAUCAGGGAACUUGUUCUUGGUUCAGUACAUUGUUUUCUGGGAUGAAGAAGGGCAAAACGUCACUGACCGGAAUGUCGAUCGAGUUCGAUACAUGCACGAUCGGAUGUCUACGUUCGUGUCAAAAGAGCCGAGGGAAGCGUUUCUGAAUUAUAGAGACAAUGACAUCGGUAGCACUGCAAGUGAUGAGACCAAUUUCAGUGAUGCUCUGGUCUAUGGGAGCAAGUACUUCAAGGAUAAUUUCCCGAGGUUGACGACGGUCAAAGCUAUGGUGGAUCCCUCCAAUUUCUUCAAGAAUGAACAAAGUAUUCCUCCAAACAUCAACUGA